CGCUUAGCCGACGCCAUCUUCGCUUGCUCAUUCGUAUCGACAGCCAGCACUCGUAUGCUCGACCGUUCGCAGCACAAGGCAGCAAUGUCCGCGAAUGAAUAGGAAGCUCACCGCUUCUUCUCACAUCACCCAAUAUCCGUUAAUGGCGCCAAAAGAACACGUAGGAAUUCGGCGACGACAAAGUAGCGGCACGAGUGGACACAAAGCCACGCGCGAGGUGCCUGAAGGCCCGACCAGGCCUGACCUUCCAGCUCCACAGGCCGCCCGCCGCUCAUAAACUUUUGAUCCCAUACAUUUGCAUGCCAAAUCACUUUUCGAUCCGACGAAACACCCGCCGAGACAUCACAGCAGAUCACAGCUACUACUGUAUGACAUAGCCUCCCGAGGAGCUCGGGCGCCUUCAUCCAGUUUGCUGCAAACAGUCAUCUACGGCGCUGUUAAGGGACAAGUGGCGUCCUUAUUGAUUGCAUAGCGUCGGGCACCCUCCAGUCAAACCGCGAUGUCAUUGCAGUGACGCAGCGCGUGGGUCUCAGCGUUUAACGCGUCUAUUCUUCCAGGCGGCCCUACCUUCUGAUCACCAAGCUAUAGCAGACUGCAAUAAGAGCUGAACCAUCGUAAUCAAUAAGCAAACUUCAACCAAUACCCCACCACG
This is a messenger RNA of Coniophora puteana RWD-64-598 SS2, 652 nucleotides long. RefSeq lists its product as uncharacterized. Lineage: Eukaryota; Fungi; Basidiomycota; Agaricomycetes; Boletales; Coniophoraceae. The transcript has a single exon. Bases 95 to 277 code for a protein of 60 amino acids. The record is from RefSeq and is a predicted model, not a curated record.